This is a messenger RNA of Eremomyces bilateralis CBS 781.70, 1134 nucleotides long. RefSeq lists its product as uncharacterized. Bases 211 to 960 code for a protein of 249 amino acids. NCBI's taxonomy places the organism in Eukaryota, Fungi, Ascomycota, Dothideomycetes, Eremomycetales, Eremomycetaceae. The record is from RefSeq and is a predicted model, not a curated record. The transcript has 2 exons.
GUAUUGCGGAAUUUCUCGACAUUAUAACGGUUAAUGUGGUCCAUUUGAUUACUUUCACACAUAAAAGGUCGUCAUCUUCACCGUCGUCUUCGUCUUCAACCACCACUCUUAUCACGCGCAGAACAUUGAUUCUGCUCUCUGAACCUAAGGUUGAACACUUCCUCACAAAUAGAUAACACACUAAUCGGAGAACACUCCUUCAUCUCCAAAAUGGUCAAACUAUGUCACCCCCUCUCUGCCCUCGUGGCUUUGGAGGCUAUGGCUGCACCACUCCACCUCAAAGAGAGUCACAAGCGUCAUAGUCAUUCUGAAGGCGCACUGCUUGGUAUCAGAGAGAAUAGGGUUGAGGAUACCAUCCCCACAAUACUAGGGCUCCUUGAAAUGGACACUAUCAAUGCCACAGGUCCAUGGUACCCCUUCCUCAACAAGAUCUCAUCCUGCCACCACCAAGAUGGAAAGCUUUACUGUUUGCUCAAUGGCCGUGGAAGUCUCUGCUCUGAGGACCGCAAACAAGAGACCACGGCGGUGAGCAGUCAUAGCAAAAUUCAAAGGCACCCACUCGACCAGUUGACCAAACUUCGCGACUGGGAGUGCGGCCAUAACGAAAUCAAUCACUACAAGAAGAGAUAUUUAGAGUAUGAGACUGCCAGGGCGAAACUCAUGGCUGAGAAGGGGUACAACCUUCAAGCCAAAGGGGGCAAGGUCAAGGACCUGGAGAGGGAGCUUGGGCUUGAUUGGCAGACCCAACGCAUUCGGCAGCAAAUGCUCGACCCUAUAAUCCGCGCGAAGAAAAAGGAACGGGUGCAGCUCAAGAAGGAUCGGAAGCGGGAACGGAAGAAGUGGGCGAAAUGGUGGAAGAAAGAGCAAAGGUCCCGGGCACACGGCAACGACAAGCGCGCAGAACCCGAUAUCCCGCGGGUCUCCCGUGAUGACUCGAUUCCUGAUUCUCCGGAGUCUUGAAUAUAUGCUCUCUUUCGCGAUGACCCCACACUAGAACCAGUGACGCAUCACCAUCAUGGCUGACGCAGGUGGGAAACUCCCAAAGACGUUUGGAGGAAGUUUUCGACCGGAUCAUACACCCCCUCCGAUGGCGAGGAUUCCGAUACCCUCGACCGCCGUGGCCUCGCCGCCUGA